UCACUCAUGCAGGACUGCUGGCCUAUACGCGAGUCUUCUGCCUGCAGGAUCCCCACUGUAUCAGGGCAGUGAGUCGGUACACCUUUGGAUUUGAAAAACACUGUUCCGGACUUGGCAAUAUUCAGCAGAAUUAUUUACGUUUUCCAGGAAAGUUACCAGUAGCGGAUGAUGGAACAGCAUAAUAAGGACGUCAUAGAACAAGGAGAAAGUUGCAUAAACCAACUCGGGGGGGUAUUCCUGAACGGCAGGCCCCUCCCUGCAUAUAAAAGGAGGAAAAUAGUGGAACUGGCAACGGAGGGCGUAAGACCUUGUCAAAUAUCGCGGAUUUUAAAGGUGUCCAACGGCUGUGUCAGUAAAAUCCUCGGCAGAUAUUAUCAAACCGGACUUUUGUGUCCCAAAUCGAUCGGGGGUAGCAAACCUCGCCUGCUCACGCCAGAAGUGAUUUCCAACAUCGGUCGCUACAAGUGUGAGAACCCAUCGGUUUUUGCCUGGGAAAUCCGGGCGAAACUCCUGUCUGAAGGGGUGUGCGAGCCUAACAGGGUCCCCAGUGUGUCGUCUGUAAACCGAGUUUUGAGAAACAUGCACCUGGAUCUCAUACCCUUUGGGACGGACAGCCCUGGGCCUCAGGAAAACGUGUCUGGUAGAGAUGUGGGCACGAUGACAGAGUGCAGGAAUUUCCCAGAUGAUGGUUCUGGAGCAGAAGAUAGCAGGACAGGAAAGAAACAGCACAGGAUCCGUACUGUAUUCACUGAAGAACAAUGUGCAGUAUUAGAACAAGAGUUUCGACAGGGACAUUAUCCAGACUCGCUCACUAGGGAGAAACUAGCAGCAGAGAUGAACCUUUCAGAAGGAACAAUAAAGGUCUGGUUUUCAAACAGAAGAGCAAAGUGGCGCCGGGAGGAAAAACGAAAUCGCGCCCCCUACUGUUUGGGAGAUGCCCUGGGUAGAGAGAAGUCAAGUACCUACAAGCUGGGCUUUGCAGAAGGUGGUGCAGCUCCCCAUAUUCCCCAGAGUAACUGGAAGCAGGUGGCAUCGGUGCACCAGGAAGCCCUCUCUGCAUUCUCCUACAGCCUGACCCCCAGGGAGCCACACUGGGCCUCAAACCCAGCCAUCUCUCACGCCCCCUACCAGCCAGUCUCUCUAAGCACCAGAAGAGCAGGCGCUUCUGGCUACGGAUCCGGCCCCCUGGCCCCUCAGUGGAGCUCGGUGCCGUACCCUGCAGACGAAAGGACCCCUCUGCCCGUCAUCCUGGGACACUAUGACUCAUUUCUCCUGCCUCACUGAUGAAGACCAUGUCUUGAAGACAAGCACUCCUCAGGCAAACCUAUCACUCAGUCAGCAUCUGGGGUUGCUUUAGCUUAUAUAUAAACCUGGACAUUAGUUAUCUGAAGAUAACGAGUGAUAAAUAGCAAUAAAUAGGAAGAGACUGAGAUCAUAUUUAAACAUCUCACGUUAAACAAAUCCAGCUUACAGUUCUUGAGGACAGAGUAAGUUGUUUAAAAGAAUGAAAGCUGAUCAGAUAUACUCCCACUGGCAUUGGAUGCGAGGUGCUACCGUGCGUCUUUGGGAUAGACUGCAGGCUCAUGACAACCAUACUGGUUAUGUUGUUAGGAAAUGUAUGGAUGGAACUGGAAAUAUGCUCAUAGCACAUCAAGACAUUCCACAUUAUUUUUCAUAAGUUUUGCUAAUUCUGAAACAAAGAACUGCUGAUAUUAUCUAUUUUAAGAUAUAUCGUUUCAUGAAACCCGUUUUAUCAAACUACAAUAAAGUACGAAGACAAUGAAAAAUUGAAACAAAUUCGUGGUGUUACCAAAAGAGGGCAGCAAAAUCCCAGUCAUGCUUUAGUUCAUCCACCGGGGAGGAUUAAAUACACUCCAUACACUUAUGUUUUAUUUCAAGUUUUAUGAGGAACAAUUUUUAUUGGCAAUUGCCUUUGAUGAAAGACAUAGUUUGACCGUAGAUAAAGGGGUAUGCAUCUCCAUUAGCGGUUUGGUAUGCCCCGCCAGACAGUAACCCGGGCCCCCAUCCUCAGUCGUUGCCCCCUGUCUGUUCAGCAUUACAUUGCUAGCGUAGCAUAUACAUAACAAGUGGUGAAGGAUCGAGUACGUUUAAAUUGAAAACUGCGGAGGACCAAAACGAGGACAU
This is a messenger RNA of Paramormyrops kingsleyae, 2145 nucleotides long. RefSeq names its product paired box 4 (gene pax4). Gene Ontology annotation, molecular function: RNA polymerase II cis-regulatory region sequence-specific DNA binding; DNA-binding transcription factor activity, RNA polymerase II-specific. The record is from RefSeq and is a predicted model, not a curated record. NCBI's taxonomy places the organism in Eukaryota, Metazoa, Chordata, Actinopteri, Osteoglossiformes, Mormyridae. Gene Ontology annotation, biological process: anatomical structure development; regulation of transcription by RNA polymerase II.